AUGAAUAUUUACACUAUGAAUACAAAGAUAAGCGCAGAUCUACUAAAAAGCACGGAUGGCACUUCUGAAGUGCCAGAUAGAAGCAAUGAAGCAGCAGAUGCUCCAGAGAGGCCACAGACAAAAGGAAAAAUCCUUCAUGAUCGGGCUUAUACGGCUAGCCUUAAUAUUAUUAUAAUUGUCCUAGAGAUAAUACUUUUUUGUGCUCUAACAUCUAUAAUAUUUUUAUUUCGAUUAUUAAUUAACUCUAUAGAGGAACACACCUGCAGUGUAAGUGCAAAUUUCUUUUCUGCAGUGCUUAUUUUAGUUGAAGUAAUAGGUACAUUUAUUUCUUCAUAUUUUAUAGACACAUAUACUCCUGGUGUUAAGAAUAUCUGGAUUAUACGUAAUUUGAAGUUGAAAUAUUUAUUUCUUUUUAUAAUACCCAUACCCGCGAUUUUAGCUAUAUCCAUAGUCCCAUUCCUUGAACUAUCUACUGUUGACUCGAUUCUGGAAUUCUAUAGCUAUUUUUUAUAUCCAAUUGGCCUUGGAUUUCUUUAUUGGGAAUUUAUAAGAUUGGGCAUUAUAACAUUUUCUUUCCCUUUUAUAUACAAGAAAGAAAUUAGAGAGAAAGAAGAUGGUCUAUUUCAUUUUUGCAAAACAAUGAUUGUAGUUUGGAUAUUCAUAAUCUUAGUGUCUUUUUGUCUAUUAGUGCUAUGGAAGGCAUAUGGUCAAUAUUGCUUGAAUCUUGACCUUAAAUAUUUUCUAAUCCCCACUACAUAUGACCCCAGUGCAAACUCCACCUUGUGCAAUCGUGAGAUAUACUAUAAUACAACCCGAAGUAACUCUGGAAUAUAA
This is a messenger RNA of Nematocida ausubeli, 834 nucleotides long. RefSeq lists its product as uncharacterized. The transcript has a single exon. Bases 1 to 834 code for a protein of 277 amino acids. Lineage: Eukaryota; Fungi; Microsporidia. The record is from RefSeq and is a predicted model, not a curated record.